Chiloscyllium plagiosum (whitespotted bambooshark) is the source of this 2141-nucleotide messenger RNA. Its product is annotated as vascular cell adhesion protein 1-like. The record is from RefSeq and is a predicted model, not a curated record. Gene Ontology annotation, biological process: cell-cell adhesion. Gene Ontology annotation, cellular component: plasma membrane; cell-cell junction. Gene Ontology annotation, molecular function: cell adhesion molecule binding. Lineage: Eukaryota; Metazoa; Chordata; Chondrichthyes; Orectolobiformes; Hemiscylliidae.
GGAGCACUGAGCUCCUCAGGACACAUACAGUCUACUGUUAAUAACUGAAAUUCAAAGAGAAGCUUCAGACUAAUAGGUUUGGGCGUACCCAGAUAUCAGAGCUGGAGGGUGAAUGAAGAUGGGGUGUUCCUUUCUUCAAAUAACUGGAAUUCCAAAUGAACAGGAUAAGAUGUGGACAAGAAUCUCUUUCCUAAUUUUUACUUUCUCUGUACUAAUCCGCGAUUCUGUCCUUGUAACAGGAAGAGAAGAGGUUUUACACAUCUCCCCAACAGUUCCUGUUGUGAGUGUGGGUGCGGCGGUGGAAUUGGUCUGUCACACUCAGUGCCCAAACAGCCAGCCCAACUGGGAGAAGACCAUCGACUCUGCUCCUGGGAAAAUUACCUCUUACCCAUUGAAGACAGUUCUCCGAAUCGACAAAGUGCUGGAGUCGUAUGAGAAUGACUACAAAUGUACCACAAAGUGCAGAGGAAAGUUCUACUCCAAAGAUGUUUACUUAGCAGUUUAUUCAUUCCCACAUAAUCCCAGCGUAGAACUGACAUCACCUAAUCCAGUGGCUGGGCAAACAGUGACCCUCAGAUGUUCUGGACAAAAUCUUUACCCCUGCCACAAGGUCAAGGUUUAUUGGUAUCGGAGCCAUGAGCUGCUCCCUGACCCUGAGGAGCCAGCAGUGACAAUGAAUGACCACCUGUGUAACACGGUCUCUCAUCGAAACUACACAACAACCAGCAAGGACCGAGACCUCACCUUCACCUGUGAGAUUCACCUGGGUCUAGCCACAGCUGGAUUCCAAAGCAAGAACAGCUCAGUGGAGAUCCACCUGAACACUGGACUUUACGAUGUCUGGAUUGAGCCAGUCCAGACGGUGGAACAUGCUGGGAGACCUCUGUCUCUGUCCUGUGGUGCGGGAAGUAGCAAUGUCCUUACAAUCACCUGGAGGAAAGCGGACUCAGGGAGCAUGGCCCCUUCCCACUGGAACAUCAGCCAGGGAACCAGAUAUUCAACACUCUACACGGAAAAGCUGGAGGCUGGAGACAGAGGAGUUUAUAUCUGUGAAAUCAGUGAUGGUGAAAGCCACACCCAGCGUCAGAGCUCAGUAGAAGUUUGGUAUGGACCUCGGGAUGUCUCCAUCGAGGGAGGGGGCAGUGCCAGGGAGAGCGAGACGCUGGUGUUAACCUGCCAGGGAGAUGCCAACCCCGAAGCCAACAUCACGUGGGGGAGGAGAGAGGCCGGGGGUGAGCAGCUGCGGUGGAACAUCUCCGAGUCCCGGGGAAAGUCGGAGCUGAGAAUCGAUUCCCUGAGGCGUGAUGACCACGGGCUUUACGAGUGUGUGGUGGAGAAUCCACUGGGGACAGUGAGGCUGGAGGCUCGCCUCAAUGUGGAAUACGGACCUCGGGAUGUCUCCAUCGAGGGAGGGGGCAGUGCCAGGGAGAGCGAGACGCUGGUGUUAACCUGCCAGGGAGAUGCCAACCCCGAAGCCAACAUCACGUGGGGGAGGAGAGAGGCCGGGGGUGAGCAGCUGCGGUGGAACAUCUCCGAGUCCCGGGGAAAGUCGGAGCUGAGAAUCGAUUCCCUGAGGCCUAAUGACCACGGGCUUUACGAGUGUGUGGUGGAGAAUCCACUGGGGACAGUGAGGCUGGAGGCUCGCCUCAAUGUGGAAUUUCCAGUGAAGCCUGACCUGGAAGAUGUCAUUCUCGGUCUUUGUGUCCCUCUGGUGAGCUUGCUGGGGAUUGGAGUUCUGAUUUAUUUAAUUCGCAAACGGCUCUUCAAAGACCUCACACAAGGGAAACCUUCAAUGUCAGAGGACAGGUCUUCAAAAGUCCCACCCAGUGCCCCCACACAGUCAACUCCUUGCUGAAGUGUUUGCACUGUGGCCCCUGGUGUUCAGGGUGGUGGCCAUGGGUUAGACAACUUUGGUGAAAAUAAUUCACUUCAAUCACAAUAUGCUGAAAAAUUAUCAUUGAGCCAUUGAAAUACCACGCUGAAACAUUCGAAAGGACAAGUAUGUUGUAAAGGUUCUAACUUCUGCAGCGGCGCUAUUUCAGAGAUGUACGCUGGCUCCCAGUCCAUCGUGAUGUUAAUGUUAAAAACCUGCAUCUUUGUUUUUCAAUUGUUGCAUGGCCUAUCCCUUUUCUGAAACUAUU